Notolabrus celidotus (New Zealand spotty) is the source of this 3879-nucleotide messenger RNA. It is a transcript of the gene vps18, whose product is annotated as VPS18 core subunit of CORVET and HOPS complexes. Lineage: Eukaryota; Metazoa; Chordata; Actinopteri; Labriformes; Labridae. The transcript has 9 exons. Gene Ontology annotation, biological process: organelle fusion; endosome organization; intracellular protein transport. Gene Ontology annotation, molecular function: protein-macromolecule adaptor activity. Bases 348 to 3296 code for a protein of 982 amino acids. Gene Ontology annotation, cellular component: HOPS complex; endosome. The record is from RefSeq and is a predicted model, not a curated record.
ACCAAAUGUGAUCACAUGAUUCAGUGUGUCACCUGAUUCUCCGGGUCCACCCUGACAGUGUUGUGGAGUCUGAAGCUAGGCUAGCUGUUAUCAUGAUGUCCUAGAUGUUAUAUAUUUCAUAAACUCAUAUGUUUACUUCCACGGAAAGCAUCAUAUUCUGUAUCCAGCUCCCAAUAUCAGCGCAUGCGUAGGGAGGGAAUGCGCUAGUGUGCGCCAAACAGCUUGGAGUUGUGAGAGCUAGCUAGCUGUUGUAAAGCUAUGUCGUCUUAGGAUUAUUCAUCCGGUAUUUUUUAUCCGAGAAGACUCUUUGCACAGGUGAAGAAAUAAGGUAACGGUUACACUCUAAAAUGGCUUCAAUUCUUGACGAGUACGAGGACUCGCAAAACACCAGGCAAAGUGCGCAGCAGCACAGCCGCCUGUCAUCUGCCAACAUCGGGUUGACACACUCAGGCUUUGUGAACGUGAGGCUCGAGGAAGAGAAACCGAUAUUCAACAAGCAAAGGAUCGAUUUUACUCCACCAGAGAAGAUCAACCAUCUCUCAGUGUGCAACAAUCAGCUCUGCAUGAGUCUGGGAAAGGACACUCUUCUGAGGAUUGACUUGGCCAAGCCUGAUCAGCCUAAUCAGACAGAAUUAGGAAGGAAAGAUGAGAGCAAAGUGCACAAGCUGUUCCUGGACCCCACAGGCUCCCAUCUGCUGAUCAGCCUGAGCACCAGCGAGUGUCUUUACCUCAACAGGAACACACAGAAGGUGCGCAGUCUGUCCCGCUGGAGAGGCCACCUCAUCGAGAGCGUAGGCUGGAACAAGCUGCUGGGCAACGAGACCAACACAGGGCCGAUCCUGGUCGGUACCAGUCAAGGCAUCAUCUUUGAGGCAGAGAUCUCUGCAACUGAGGGCAGCCUGUUCAACACCAAUCCAGAUCAAUACUUCAGACAGGUCCACUCCCUGGAGGAGGAUGGGAAACCUGCACCCGUAUGCUGCCUGGAGGUGGAGCGCGGCCUUGAAAAUAAGUACUUCAUCAUCGCCACCACCCGCAAGCGUCUGUUCCAGUUUGUAGGGAAAGUGGCCGAAGGGUCGGAGCAGCAGGGCUUCAGCUCCAUCUUCAGCCAGAAUCAGGACCUUCUGCCCAGUUUCCAGGAGUUUCCAGCUAACAUGGGCUACAGCGAGAUCACCUUCUACACCUCAAAGCUUCGUACUUCACCGAAGGCGUUUGCUUGGAUGAUGGGAAAUGGAGUUCUGUAUGGUCAGCUUGACUAUGUCAGGCCAGAUUCCCUGCUGAGUGAUGUGCAGGUAUGGGAGUACACCCCGGAUAUUGAUUUAAGUGUCAACAAGCCCAUCUCCAUUGUGUUGACUCAGUUCCACUUCCUGCUGCUGCUUCAUGACCGGGUUAAGGCCAUCUGCACCCUAAAUGGACAGGUGGUCUAUGAGGAUGUGUUCCCUGAUAAAUUUGGCGCCCUUAAGAAGAUGAUAAAGGACCCAAUAGGUGGCUUGGUGUGGAUCUACACUGAGCGAGCUGUUUUCCGGUACCAUGUCCAGCGUGAGUCCAGAGAUGUGUGGCAGAUGUACAUGAGCAUGACUAAAUUUGAUCUGGCCAAGGAGUACUGCCGAGACCGGCCUGAGUGUAUGGACAUGGUGCUUGCUAAGGAGGCGGAGCACUGCUUCCAGAACAAGCGCUACAUUGAGAGCGCCAAAUGCUACGCGCUGACGCAGAACUAUUUUGAAGAGAUAGCGCUCAAGUUCAUAGAAGCCAAACAAGAAGAAGCCCUGAAGGAGUUUUUGCUAAAGAAGCUGAAUAAUUUGAAACCAAGCGAGAGAACACAGAUCACCUUGUUGGUCACCUGGCUAGCUGAGCUCUACCUGAACCGGCUUGGCCAGCUGGAGAGCGACGGGAACUGCAUCAUCUUCCAGGAGACCCGUGAGGAGUUUCGCCACUUCCUCAGCAACUCCAAGCACAAGGAGUGUUUGUUCAACAACCGCACCACCAUCUACGACCUGUUGGCCAGCCACGGGAACGUGGACGACAUGGUUUACUUCUCAGUCGUCAUGCAGGACUACGAGAGAGUGAUAUCCCACUACUGCCAGCAUGAUGACUUCAGCGCCGCUCUGGAGGUCCUCUCCAAGCACUGUGAUCAAAAGCUCUUUUACAAGUUCUCCCCAGUCCUAAUGCAACACAUUCCUAAAAAAGUAGUCGACGCAUGGAUUCAGAUGGGCAAGCGGCUGGACCCGAAGAAGCUCAUCCCAGCUCUGAUGAACUACAGCCAGAUGGGAAGCACCCAGCAGAUCAACGAAACCAUCCGCUACAUGGAGUUCUGUGUGUAUGAGCUGACUGUGACGGAGGAGGCCAUCCACAACUACCUGCUGUCACUUUACGCUAAGUAUAAGCAGGACUCUCUGCUGUGGUAUCUGGAGCAGGCAGGAACACACGCCUCAGAGAUCCAUUAUGAUCUGAAGUACGCACUGAGGCUGUGUGCAGAACAUGGAUACCUACGGGCCUGUGUGCUGGUUUAUAGGAUUAUGGAGCUGUAUGAGGAGGCAGUGGAUCUUUCUUUACAAGUAGAUGUUGACUUGGCCAAGUCAUGUGCAGACCUCCCUGAGGAUGAUGAGGAGCUGAGGAAAAAGCUCUGGCUGAAGAUUGCCCGCCACGUUGUGCAGGAGGAGAAAGAUGUGAAGAAAGCCAUGAACUGUCUGUCCAGCUGCAACCUGCUCAAGAUUGAGGACAUCCUGCCCUUCUUCCCAGACUUUGUCACCAUCGAUCAUUUUAAGGAAGCCAUCUGCAGCUCUCUUGAGGAGUACAAUCAGCACAUCGAGGAGCUAAAGCAGGAAAUGGAGGAGGCCACAGAAAGCGCCAAACGCAUCAGAGAAGACAUCCAGGAAAUGAGGAACAAAUAUGGGGUUGUGGAUUCCCAAGAAAAGUGUGCGUCUUGUGACUUUCCAUUACUCAACAGGCCUUUCUAUCUGUACCUGUGCGGCCACAUGUUCCACUAUGACUGUCUCUUCCAGGAAGUGACCCCUCACCUGUCUGUCUAUAAGCAGACUCGUCUGGAGGAGCUGCAGAAAAAGCUGGCUUCCACAACACAAUCUUCCAAGUCACGCCACCGCACACUGACAAAAGACGAAGGAGACUCGUCCAGCCUGGGGAAGGGCAGUGCGGGGUCAAGCCGUGAGCAGAUAAAAUCGGACAUUGAUGACAUCAUUGCAUCAGAAUGCGUGUACUGCGGCGAUCUGAUGAUCAAAUCCAUUGACAAGCCUUUCAUUGACCCGCAGAAAUUUGAGGAGGAGAAAUCCAGCUGGCUAUGAAGUCGUCUCCUUCUUCUUUAAAUAUGAAAAGACAUGAUAGCCCUUCAUUUAUAUGUCAAUGCAACUUCACCAAUGUUAGUGCUGAACCGUUCUGUGGAUAUUAACUUCACCUGAAUGCCUGUUGGAAGUGCCUCAUGCAGAAAAUAGCAUCAGCUUCAGUUCUCUACAGAUUACACUUGUUUGUCCUGGCAGUAUUUGGAGCUCAUUUAAAGGCUUGUGAACUUUGUACAGGAAUGUGUUGUAAAUUAUAGAAACUGCUCGCAAUGAUACAAGAUCAUAUUGGGAUGUGAAGAAUUACCAGGGCAGUACAGUGCAUACAAUGUACUUGAUCCGCUGACUGUAAUAAGAUAAGGAUUAGAAAGCUGAAAUCUGAUAUAACUGCACUAAACAACUGUUAACUCACUGGGUCAUGCACUUUUUUGUCUUUUGAAAACAUAACCUGCACUUAGACUGUGAUUCCUUUGCUAAGUUUUAAUCAUUCUGCUCUACGGGUCUACAUUUACCUUGAGUGAAGGGGCAAAAGAACUGCAUCUACUAACUGUUUUGCGAUUCAACUGUGGCCAAUAAAAGCUUGUCAUUAUGA